Balaenoptera ricei (Rice's whale) is the source of this 2304-nucleotide messenger RNA. It is a transcript of the gene TRMT2A, whose product is annotated as tRNA methyltransferase 2 homolog A. Lineage: Eukaryota; Metazoa; Chordata; Mammalia; Artiodactyla; Balaenopteridae. Gene Ontology annotation, molecular function: nucleic acid binding; RNA methyltransferase activity. The transcript is spliced from 12 exons. The coding region runs from base 236 to 2086 and encodes 616 amino acids. The record is from RefSeq and is a predicted model, not a curated record. Gene Ontology annotation, biological process: RNA processing.
AAGUGGGGACGAUAGAGACGCGCCGCCUCAGCUGCGCGCGCCGGCGGACGAGAGAGUGGUCGGCGAGGAGGGCGGCGGGCUGCGCAGCCCGUGCCCGAGACCCGGACCUGAGCGCGGAGGGUACGAGUCCCGCCCCCGCCCGGGCCGGAGCAGGGCCGGCCUCGCCGAGUCGCAGCCGCUCUCCGCGCGCCCCCCGUGUGCCAGGCCCCGGGCGAGGCGGCGGACGGAGCGGACGAUGGGUGACGAGCUCGACGGCGAAGGCCGGGCGCGCGUGGGGGGCCCCGACCAGGACGGCCGCAGCGCCCCGGGCCCCCAGCAAGGGGAGGAGCAGGCCACGGGGGCCGGGGCCGCGGGACCGGGUGCUCAGCCGGGGCCCUACAGCUACAUCCGGGCCGGCCUAUUCACUUCGGAGAUCUUCAAGCUGGAGCUUCAGAACGUGCCGCGCCACGCCAGCUUUAGCGACGUCCGGCGCUUCCUGGGCCGCUUCGGGCUGCAGCCCCACAAGACGAAGCUCUUCGGGCAGCCUCCCUGCGCCUUCGUGACCUUUCGCAGCGCCGCCGAGCGCGACAAAGCCCUAUGUGUGCUGCACGGCGCCCUGUGGAAGGGCCGGCCGCUCAGCGUGCGCCUGGCCAGGCCCAAGGCUGACCCCUUGGCCAGGAAGAGGCAACGGGAGGAUCAGGGGGAGCCGCCUGCCACCCCCGCCACGUGCAUCGCUGAUGUGGUGACCCCUCUUUGGACCAUGCCCUACGCGGAGCAGCUUGAACGGAAGCGGCUGGAGUGUGAGCAGGUGCUGCAGAAGCUCGCCAAGGAAAUUGGGAGCACCAACCGCGCUCUGCUCCCUUGGCUGCUCUUACAGAGGCACAAACACAACAAGGCCUGCUGCCCGCUGGAGGGGGUCCGGCCGUCACCUCAGCAGACUGAGUAUCGGAACAAAUGUGAGUUUCUGGUUGGUGUCGGGGUGGAUGGGGAAGACAACACGGUUGGCUGCCGGCUUGGCAAGUACAAGGGUGGGACGUGUGCUGUGGCAGCUCCUUUCGACACCGUGCAUAUUCCUGGGGCCACCAAGCAGGUGGUGAAGGCUUUCCAGGAGUUCAUCCGGUCCACUCCCUACUCGGCGUAUGACCCGGAGACAUACUCGGGUCACUGGAAGCAGCUGACUGUGCGCACCAGCCGCCGUGGGCAAGCCAUGGCCAUUGCCUACUUCCACCCGCAGAACCUGAGCCCUGAGGAGCUGGAGGGGCUGAAGGCUUCUUUGGCACAGCACUUCAUGGAGGGGCCGGGCAAGACCAGCGGGGUGACUUGCCUCUACUUCGUGGAGGAGGGACAGCGAAAGACCCCCAGCCAAGAGGGCCUGCCUCUGGAGCAUGUGGCCGGGGACCAGUGCAUCCGCGAGGACCUGCUGGGGCUGACCUUCCGGAUUUCCCCUCACGCCUUCUUCCAGGUGAACACUCCCGCGGCUGAGGUGCUCUACACGCUCAUCCAGGACUGGGCCCAGCUGGACGCGGGGAGCACGGUGCUGGAUGUGUGCUGCGGCACUGGCACCAUCGGCCUGGCUCUGGCCCGGAAGGUAAAGAGAGUCGUGGGGAUCGAGCUGUGCCAGGAGGCUGUGGAGGACGCCCGGGUGAAUGCCCUGGACAACGAGUUGAGCAACGUCGAGUUCCAUUGCGGGAGGGCCGAGGACCUGGUGCCUGCACUGGUGAGCAGACUGGCGUCCCAGCAGCUCACAGCUGUCCUGGACCCACCCCGCGCUGGUCUACAUUCCAAAGUGAUCCUGGCUGUCCGCAGAGCUGAGAACCUCAAGCGACUCCUAUAUGUCUCCUGCAACCCCCGGGCAGCCAUGGGCAACUUUGUGGACCUCUGCAGGGCCCCGUCGAACCGGGUGAAGGGCAGUCCCUUUCGGCCAGUCAAGGCUGUGGCCGUGGACCUGUUCCCACAGACCCCACACUGUGAGAUGCUCAUCCUGUUUGAGAGAGUGGAGCACCCCAAUGGCAUGGGGGCCCUGGAGCCCCAGGAUCCUCCAGUCCAGCCCCCACCAGGGCCCCCAGGUGACACCCCACCAGAAACCAGGGCCUCCCCCGCUUCUUAGUCCUCUGGGGCAGUGGAAACCAGCCCUUCCAGAACAGUACCCAGACUGCAUCACGGGCAGAAUCCAGGGGCUCCCCAAGUCCUUGCCCUGCCUGGCAUACUCAGGCAAUAGCCACAGAGGGUACAAGACCCCUGUCCCCGUGGGCUCCUGUGGUCUGCUCCCCCCUCACCCCCAGAAUGGGCCACAAGGGCUGGAAUAAACAAGUGCUGAAUUACCAA